GCUGACUAUCGUUUGCCUUGCUUGUCGCUUGCUUGGAAGACAUCCUCAGCCCUUGCACGCACCAAGUCACAGACAAGGGCUGAUUGCCUUGACACUCUCAGUUUAAGGCUUGAAAUGUAACAAAGUGGCUGCUGUGCGGCCAUGGGCCCAGGGAGCCUGGAAUCCUCUGCCCCCGCGCUCAUACUGAGGCCUGCGAGCGGCAUUGCGCUGAAGGAAGGCGAACGAGUGUGGGAGAUAUGCCCGAUUCGGCCCGGCGCCGGUCAACUUUAUCUAGACAGCACCAAUGUCGUAAAGAGCAUCAAGUCAUGGGCAGAGGUCCGCUGUCGGUAUGUAGGUCACCCCAGGCGAAGCCACGCGCUUCCGGCUCUCUUCGUGUCUGGUCUCAUGAAGACCGGGAAAUCGUACACGUUGGAGAAUGUGGUCCCGGCGGUGCUGGCUCAGGAGCUGAGCCAGCAGCGGCCUGAUCACCCGCUGAAGGGCAUGGCUGUGCUGCGGCUGAACUGCCUGCGGCUGGACCGCCAGGGGACGACCGCGCUGCUGUACAGCGUCCUGGAAACGAUGGUUGCUUGGGUGGAACGUGCCGAAGUGAAGGUCAAGGAUGGCGCAUGGCAGCAGGCGACGCGGGUGCGUGGCGAUGCAGCCGGCAGCCGUACACGCACACGCGCCGGGAUGGCUAUUCUGGAGCUGCUGCAGGGCCUCGAGACCCCGGUGCUGGUGCUGAUGGACGAGGUGCAGGCCCUGCUGCAGCCCACCAACGCGCGCGGUGAACCCGACCUGGACGGCGUCAGCUACAUCCGCGACGUGGUGCUACGCCAGAUCCUGGUGGCCAGCCCGGACAACGUGCUGUGGGCCGUCACCGGGAGCAGCAUGGCGUUCGUGUGGACGGCGCUGGCGGCCAUGCCAGUGAAUGGCGUGGCGCCCAUGCUCCAGAUCAGGCAGGUGGACACGCCGUCCGUGUGUCCGCCCGGCCUGAUGGCGGCGCUGCUGGACGACCUGGAGGGUGUGUGGGGCGUGCGGCCGGAGGACGUGGCGCCGCUGCUGGAGCGGGCUGGAAGCUCGCCGGCACUGUUAUCGACAAUGCUGGAGUCCUGGGUGAUGGAGGGGAGGCCCGCAGACGUGGCCGCCUUCGCUGACACAUUCACAAAUUACAAGUUGUACCCGGAGGGGCUCAAGGAGUGGCAGCUGGGCCUCGCGCACUGGAAAGAUGACGAGCGCGGGUUGCUGCUGGAUCUCGCGGACCCGGUCAUUGGGGCGGCAUGGGAGCCGCACAUUUCGGACCCAGGCCUCUGGCGCUUUCUGAAGCCGCACCUGAAGCAGACUGGCGAAGGGAGGUACUACCUGGCGGAUCCCACUCAGCGGCAACUCCUGCGGGCGGUCCUGGGCAAGGGCACCAAGCGGCGCCAGCCCUGGGCGGGCCUGCCGGCGCCCGGCCUGACGCUGGUGCAGCGGGACUGGAGCUGGCUGCUGCUGCACCUGGGCCAGGUGGCGGACUACCUGGUCGGUGUGCGGCCGCCCAAGGACGUCAUCGCCAAAGACAUCAAGGGCGUCGAGGAGCUGCAGGUCAUGCUGCGGGACUUGGCGGACAAGGUUGAGCUGAAGCUGCCUGCGGGCGGCAGCGUGGCCAGCCGCUGGGAGGCGCUGAGCACAUUCGCCAUGGUGCUGGGGUCGCCCCACAACAAGGGCAGCCGCAGCUGGUACCGACGCGAGGGAAAGGACGGGAGGCUGCGGAGCCACCUGAACUACCUGGUCUUCUUCCUGCGGCUGAGCCGCAACGUGGUGACGCACUGGAGGCCGCAUGAAGGACGGGAGGUGCUGGGCUCGGCGCUGCUGGCGCUGCCCACGUUGGUGGACAUGCGCGUGCCGGACCUGUCCGAGCUGGUGCUGGGCGGCAUGAGCCAACUGGAGGCGGCCACCGUCCACGCGGCGGCCGCAGCUGCGGAGCGUGAGGACACGGCGAUGGAGGCCGGCGGUGGCAGUGGCGGUGGCAGUGGCAGUGGCGAUGGCGGUGGCGGUGAUGACGGUGAUGACACCGUCGCCACGGUGGCCGUUCGUGGCGGCCGCUUCAACACGGGCGCCGGCCUCGUGAACUACGGCACCAGCAGCUGGCCUCGCGGCACUACCCUAGGCAGAGGCGGCAUGGGCUCGGCCUUGGUCCCGCAGCUCCUGCCGCUUUCGCUCUCACCGGUUCCGCUGCUGUCCCGGGUGCCGGCUUUGGCUGCCCUGCGGCAAGCUGGCUGGGCUUCCCCAGCGCCCGUGCCUGCGGCGGCGGCGGCUGACCGUGGGGCCGUGUAUCAGCGUGGCUUGGUCUCCGCCGCGCGCAAUGUGCAAGCCAGCUUUGCGGCCAGCACUUACUCGCAGCAGGAGGCGGCGGCGCGGGAGUUCACCGCGUGGCUAGCUCGCUUCGGAGGCGGGCGUACUGUCCUGGACUGCACUCCGGACGAUGUGCUCGUGUACAUUGCCAAGCACUGGCUGCCGUGCCACUCGAGCCGGCAGACGGAAGCUUCGGGACCCAGCGCCUUCAAGUCCCACCCGUUGCUGCUGAGCGGUGCCCUGGCGCGCGCUGGGCGGGACGGGCGCUACGACGCCGUCACUGGCGAGGGCAACCCGUGGCCCAGCGCGUGGGUGGAGGACUGCCGCAAGGGCUACCGGCGGCAGCAGAUGCUGGCGGGCUACCAGGAGGUUUCAGCAGUGCCGCUGUUGGCGGCGCAGAAGUACGAGGCGGGCGUGCGACACGUGUGGGGCUCGACUCACAGCGCGGCCGGCUCUCUGGCCGUACUGGUGCUCCUGCGUGACCUCCUGUGCGUCCUGGCUCCCGCGAGGCACACGCCGCGCUUGGUUCUGCCCGUGCCGGCGUGCCUCCACCGGAUCACGCGCCUCACCGUGGCACCAAGGUCACUUCUUCGGUUCGCUAUGUAGUAGGCUACGGCGUUGCCUAGUCUUCCGUGUUUUCUUCCGUGAGCGAAUGAAUCCAGGGGGAGGCCGUCCGGUUGAACAUUGCACCGCAGGGCCGUGACGCCAAAGUGCGGGGGGGCGGAGCCCCAUAGGAUUGCCCCCGACACGGUUGCUCACUCAAUCCAGAGGGCAUGCAAUUAUGACAGAAGUUUGACAGGAGGUGCAACUGGGGUCUAUGUGGGUUGUCUGCAUGAAACCUUGUGCAUGCUGUGUAUGUGUCACUAUGAGGUACGGUAGUUGAUCGGAUUGCGUAAGACAAUCACCUUAGUGGCAGGAAUGCACUAGCAGGUCGUGUCAUGCAUUGGCCAGGCAAUACUUGUCCCACAUGCCGUGCUUGUGCGUGGUUCAGGUAUGUUGGAAAACGAAACGGCAAUCGACCCCCCAAACGCGGUUCGUGAGUGUUCACGUGUGUACGUGUGUGGGGCCAGACAUAUAGCGCAUUGACCGUGCGUGCGAUGCCCGACAACCCCAUUGGCUAACUCCGCGAUCAGUUCAACGCGAACAAGGGGUGUCAGCUUCGUGCAGCUGCAAAAUGGGCUGAGCCCCGCAGCAUCAGGGAGGACUGAUUGCAAAUCGGAUCGGACGACGGCCCCACGUCUACCCCCAUGGGGCUUUGGGGCUAGCAUGGCCACGGUGUGCACACACACCACACGUCAUCCACGC
Chlamydomonas reinhardtii is the source of this 3615-nucleotide messenger RNA. RefSeq lists its product as uncharacterized. The transcript is spliced from 11 exons. The record is from RefSeq and is a predicted model, not a curated record. Bases 142 to 2916 code for a protein of 924 amino acids. NCBI's taxonomy places the organism in Eukaryota, Viridiplantae, Chlorophyta, Chlorophyceae, Chlamydomonadales, Chlamydomonadaceae.